Messenger RNA from Chiroxiphia lanceolata (lance-tailed manakin), 944 nucleotides. Its product is annotated as PHD finger protein 7-like. Gene Ontology annotation, cellular component: nucleus. The record is from RefSeq and is a predicted model, not a curated record. The transcript has 9 exons. NCBI's taxonomy places the organism in Eukaryota, Metazoa, Chordata, Aves, Passeriformes, Pipridae. The coding region runs from base 1 to 855 and encodes 284 amino acids.
AUGUCAGACAGGGAGGAGGAGGCCCCCAGAGGGAGGGAGCCAGCAUGCCUGCUGUGUCAGCAAUCAGAGGCUGACCCAGACAUCUGCGGGGAAAAACUCCAGAAACAUGGGAUCUGUGCCCACGUGUUCUGCCUGUAUUUUGCCAGCCUCCUUGAUCAGCAAGAGAAUGAAAGAGUAGGACUCCAGGGCUUUCUCCCAAGGGAUAUCCUACAUGCAGUCAACCGGGCGGCACAGACGAGCUGCUGCAUCUGUGGCAAGAGCGGGGCCACCAUCUCUUGCUGUGAUACAGAAUGUGACCUGAGCUUCCACCUGCCCUGUGCCAAGCAGGGACGCUGUGUCACCCAAUUCAUUACACCGUACAGCCCAGAGCAGACAGUGGAGGCGACUCCAGAGCCGGGCACCGAAUGCCUCAUCUGCUUGGAGCCUGUGGAGCACAGAAUGACCUUCAAUACCAUGGUGUGCCCAGCCUGCAAAACCGCCUGGUUCCACAGAGACUGCAUCCAAGGACAGGCUCUGAGCUCUGGAUUUUUAACCCUCCGGUGCCCCACCUGCAGAAAUAGGCAGGCAUUUCUCAUGGAUAUGUUCACCAUGGGGAUCCGAAUCCCCUUCAGGCUACCAUCGUGGGAGAGCACUACUGCAUUCGAUGAGCUGGGAGAGAGACACAGGCACUGUGAUGCCAGUGAGUGCCUUUGUCCAGGAGGCAGGCAGGAGGCAGAGGAGGAGGGGUCCUGGGAACUGCUCCUGUGCUCCUCCUGUGCUGCCGAGGGCACCCCCAGACACUGCUCUGGCCUGAGGGACAGCACAACCUGCUGGGACUCUGAUGGCUGUGUUGGUCUGGGCAUAGGACUCUUCUGACAACUCCAAGGAAUACGAGACCAUCACCCCCAGUAUGAGCAAACUCCAUGCCAACUGACAAGCAACAUCGGAGGAGACUCUGGAAUCCC